Messenger RNA from Candidula unifasciata, 390 nucleotides. The record is from the annotation of a GenBank genome assembly. NCBI's taxonomy places the organism in Eukaryota, Metazoa, Mollusca, Gastropoda, Stylommatophora, Geomitridae.
AUGCCGCUAGGUUUGUUUGGAAACAAAUUCUCACCAAAGAAAACUCCACCGAGGCGUGCACAGUCACUGUCAAACCUGCACCUUGAUGCCACAGAAUCAAAAGCUGAGUUUGGCCUAGACUAUGGUGCCCUCAAAGUCAGUUUGGGUGGUAAUCAAGUUGCAUUUGAAAAUGGACUGUGGAUUACAGAGACAGGAGGUGGUGGAUCCAGUCAUAAAGAAGUCACACGAUUAAGAAAACAAAAUCAGACGCUGCAUGAAGAAAAUAACUUUCUCAAGCUAAAAAUUGACAUACUCCUGGACAUGCUUGCUGAACAGUCUGCAGUUUCCCACUUCCAUGAGAAUGAGGUCAGACAAUUACGAGAAGCCAAGCUAGGAACAAAGAAAAGAUAG